Moneuplotes crassus is the source of this 979-nucleotide messenger RNA. The record is from the annotation of a GenBank genome assembly. NCBI's taxonomy places the organism in Eukaryota, Ciliophora, Spirotrichea, Euplotida, Euplotidae.
UUAAUAAUGAAUCUUUUACUUUUCCUAGUAAUUAUUACGAUGUUUUGCAGCGGAAACGCUCUUCAUAUGGAUACUAUGGCCACGAAUCAGGCGGAUUCUUCGUAUUUUGUUAAUGGAGCACCCGAGGACUGUCAAAUUUCUGCAAGCAACCAAGUUGUUGGAGUUUACUGUGCUGAGCAAAAGUAUUUGUUCUUUCACAAAAAGGAUGAAUUCUUCAAUGGAGAUUUACCCACUCAAAAUAAAUACUCUAGCUCUUAGUCAUUCCAUGCUUUUCUUCUUGAGAUAUAUUCGAAUGGUUAUAAGUUUCAUCAAAGUGCUAUAACUUUGUAUAGAAGUCGAAAAUCUGGAGGAAGAUUAUAAACACGCUAAAGUUCACAAAGGAAGCGGAGACUACUUCAUAACCUCAACUAAAGGCCAGUGGUCUAACUGCGUUAUAACCCAAGUAAUAAACGGCGAAAUAAAAACCGAACAUUGGUUUGUUUUCAAUACUACUACAAAACAGAAAAGAGCAUGAUUAAAAAGAAAUCAAGAAUAAAAAUAUAAUCAACAAAAGAAGCAGAAUAACUAUUCGAAGGAUUAUUCCUCAAUCUCAGACAUAGAGGAUUAUUCAUCACAUUCUGAUAAAUUUGCACAUUCUAAACCUACUCCAACAGAGGUAAUUCUUCUUGAUGAUGAAGAUGAUAUUCCAAGAUACUAAACCACUAAUAAUACCUCAAAACUUAUGUUUAGAAUCAGAAAAGUCCAAAAAGGGAAACUACAACGAGAAAACAACAAAUUCCAAAUUCCAAAAGACUCUCAUGAAGGCUACCAGGGACAGAACAUAAUAAGAAAAAUAAAGAGCAAGAACAAAAAAUUCAACCAAGGGAAUUGGAGGAAUAAAGGAGAAACUUUCGCUCAAAACUGGGCCAAAGAUGCUUGGGAAAUCGAAAGACCAGGGAAGAAAGGUAGAAAUAAUAAAAAACAUAGAAGGCAGUUUUAG